AUAUAUCUAGUAAUUAAUUAUUUUGGUUUACUAGGAUUUCUUGUAAUAAUUGUAAUAAACUCUUUGCAAAUUGUUUCCAGGUACCUGCAUGAUGGUUGCUUUCCAUCCACCGUUCACAAGAACAUCAAAUCAUCCAAUAUUUUUCUUGACAUCGAACUCAAUCCCCGUCUUUGCAAUUAUGGCUUGGCAACAUUUCACCAGCGUACUAGCCAAAACCUCGGGAUGGGAUACAACGCUCCAGAAUGCACAAAGUCAACAGCGUUUACAGGAAAGACUGAUGUUUACAGGUUUGGAGUAGUCAUGUUGGAACUAUUGACAGGUAGAUUGCCUGUUGACAGUUCAAAACCACCGACGGAGCAGUGCCUUGUACGAUGGGCAACUCCCCAGCUUCAUGAUCUCGAUGCAUUGUCACAAAUGGUGGACCCUGCACUGCGUGGACUCAACCCUCCCAAGUCAAUCUCACGGUGUGCUGAUAUCGUUUGCCCUCUGUGUUCAAUUAAUUACUACGUAAUAGUUACCACACACCCAGAAACACAUUCGCAUAGAGAAAGGGAUCUAUAUAGUGACUUAGUUGCCUUAAACCCACUGGUUAGUACUGCAAUUUGGAUAUAGUACUGCAAUUUAUACCACAUUUACGGAUAACUACCACCCUAAACAUUUCUCUAAUAGUGGUGGGUCACAUCAAAAAGGUAGGUAGUAAAUGUGAUACAAAUAACAUUUUUCGAACUAAAUAUGAACAAUAAGUUCUCUUAAAAAAAAACUGCUUCUGCUUUUACUCUUAUUUUUUGAGCAUUGGGAAAUAACAAAAGAUUGUUCUUGACUAUUUUUUAUUCCUUUACAUCCAUCAGCGGGAGCCAGAAUUUUGGCCACCAUUGUCGGAGGAGGUGCUACAGUUGGUGCGGUUAGUGCAGAGCUCUACUGCGAACAUGAGUGAAGAUUUUGGUCUCGGGGCAUCUCGUCACUCCAGUGCCAUGAGCAGCAGGAGAGAAGAUCUGGCAUUGUCUAUGUUUUUAUUCAUCUCUUACUAAGUUGGCUUCAUUCCUCCGAAUUAUAGAUGCAAACAUGGUGCAUCUCUAAUCUGUCAUUGUAUGUUUUUUAUUCAUCUCUUACUAAGUUGGCUUCAUUCAUCUCUUACUAAGCG
This is a messenger RNA of Malus domestica (apple), 1141 nucleotides long. The record is from RefSeq and is a predicted model, not a curated record. NCBI's taxonomy places the organism in Eukaryota, Viridiplantae, Streptophyta, Magnoliopsida, Rosales, Rosaceae.